GAGGAUAUUUCUUGUGUUCACCGGAAGCAUUCACUCUAUAACAACACGAGAUACCAUCAUUAUUCUAAUUGUUGCGCGAUGGAUUCGAGAUUUUUGUUUGCUUUGAUUCUCCUCUGUGGUCUGAAGGAUAAGUGUCAGACCUUUCCUUAUGUCUCCUUAUCCGGAGCUGGGCUACCUAACCAUAGUUAUGUAGACCUUGGAACAGUGGGGACAGAUUUUAGCACCAGUGUUUGGUGUAACACAGAUCUGGGGACUUGUUGCAGACAUGAAGAUGGUUCUCAUCGUGGACAAUGGUUUUCCCCUAAUGGUGUAGUUCUGGAGACAUAUGAAAAUAUUUAUGUGGUUGAAGAACAACAGAGAGUUGAACUACGUCGUGCAAACCGUACCACUUCACCAACUGGUAUAUAUCGUUGUGAGAUUCCAACAAAUGCUGUCAAUGAUGCUACAGACAUCUCAGUGAGAGCCAAAGUCUAUGUGGGACUGUACACUAGUGCAGGAGGGAGUGUCUCAAUAUCAGGAGGAGUGACAUUUGACCCAGUCCAGCUCACCCUCACCUGUAUCUCCACUGGUGGACCUGCUACCACUGUCACUUGGACCAGAGACCCCGCCACUGUCACCCAAGGAACUGAGACUGUGUUGAAUGACCCAGUGACUGCACAGUACACCCACACUCUGACUGUGACUGCUUUGGGAACGUACACAUGUACUGUGUCUAAUGUCAAGCCAUCGUCUGCAUCAGCUAGCGUCAUAUUAGAUCCGUCACCUCCCACUGGUGUGACAGCAGUCCAAAGAGGGCCUACAAGUAUUGAAGUAACUGGAAUCCUCCUGUUU
Molecule: messenger RNA, 831 nt
Organism: Geodia barretti
Lineage: Eukaryota; Metazoa; Porifera; Demospongiae; Tetractinellida; Geodiidae
Source: the annotation of a GenBank genome assembly